Messenger RNA from Polistes dominula (European paper wasp), 1211 nucleotides. RefSeq names its product tetraspanin-7. NCBI's taxonomy places the organism in Eukaryota, Metazoa, Arthropoda, Insecta, Hymenoptera, Vespidae. The record is from RefSeq and is a predicted model, not a curated record. Gene Ontology annotation, cellular component: plasma membrane.
UACUACUGUACAACGAAAAGGUGAACCAAGUGUGUAUGUUCAGUUGACUCGAGUUGAGGAGUUCAGUUCGGUUCGCAGAACGUGACGUGUCAUAUUUUACAUUGGCUUGGUAAUAAAACUUCAAAUAAAAAAGAAUCAAUCUAACGAAAAAUAAUACAAACUAAUAAAGGAGUAGAUAAAUUUUUGGAUAAAACCAAACUCAAGUUAAGAAGUUUGUGAAGAAGAUAAGGAGGAGGAGGAGGAAGGAGGAAGAGGAGGUGAAAGAAGAUAAUUUAGAAGAAAAAGAUGAGCAUAAGAUUGGAAACUGUUGCCACGAUGGCUUGCAUGAAGACACUCCUUAUAUUAUUUAAUUUUGUAUUUUGGGCAUCCGGUAUGCUGAUGCUGUGUAUCGGAAUAUGGAUGCGUGUUCAAUUAAAAGAUUAUGUUAAUACCAAUGAUGAAGGAAGUGGAACAGCAUUGUUAGCUCUUGCAAGUCUUGGUGCAAUUUUAGCACUUGCAGCAACUUUAGCGUGUUGUUGUACAGCUCGUGGACACCCUGCUUUACUUUAUUUGUACGGAGCUUUCUUAGCGGUGGUAGCAUUGCUGGAACUUGGUGUUGGUGCUUCGAUUUAUGCUUAUCGUACGUCCUUGAAUGAAGGAUUUGAACAAGGAUUAAACGAUAGCAUAGCAGCUUAUGCACAUGAUCCGAAAAAACGUUCGCAUAUCGAUACCAUGCAAUCUACCUUACAUUGCUGCGGAAGCAAAGAUUAUACUGAUUGGUUCAAUAUGAAUCCACCAAAUGUUCCUAUGUCAUGUUGCAAAGUACAAGAGGAUUGUAACACAUCAAUUUCUGAUAACAUUUAUACCGAGGGUUGUUACAAUCUUGUAUUAAGUUUCAUUAACAGUAAUAUUGGAUUGGUAGCUGGCACGGCUAUUGGGGUUGCAUUCUUCCCAUUGAUCGGUGUAUUUUUAGCAUGUUGCUUGGCUAAUAAUAUUAAUAAAGCAAAAUACGAACAGGUUGCCUAGGUCAUGAAUUGUUUAAGGAAAAAUUGUAUCCGAUAAAAAUGACAAGAUUGAAGAAAGAAASAAACAAACAAAUUGAGAGACUAAGAAGAUUAAAACGAAAGUAUAAAAUUAGAAUGAAGAAUGAAUUACAAAAAAAAAAAAAACAAAAAAAAAAGAAAGGAAGAAUGCAAGUUAUUUGUAAGAAGGAAAUUUCUGAAUUUACAAAA